This is a messenger RNA of Penaeus monodon (black tiger shrimp), 582 nucleotides long. RefSeq lists its product as uncharacterized. The coding region runs from base 1 to 582 and encodes 193 amino acids. The record is from RefSeq and is a predicted model, not a curated record. Gene Ontology annotation, cellular component: nucleus. Lineage: Eukaryota; Metazoa; Arthropoda; Malacostraca; Decapoda; Penaeidae. The transcript has a single exon. Gene Ontology annotation, biological process: chromatin remodeling.
AUGUUAGCGAGGAAAACGGUGGAGAUGAGAGUGUUAGGAAAUUAUGGGUAUCGUGCACGUAAUGAGGAGGGUCAAGCCAUUGUAGACUUCGCUUAUCACACAGACAUGACUGUCAUAAACACAUUUUAUAGUAAGCGUGAAUCACAUAAGAUCACAUACACUAGUGGAGGCAGGCGUACUCAGAUUGAUUACAUCCUGUGCCACAGGGUGCAUUUGAAGGAGGGCAGAGAUUGCAAGGUCAUUCCAGGUGAAAGCGAGGCAAAACAACACCAUGUAGUCAUUGGGAAAAUGAAGCUGACGAGCCGAAGGAGAAGAGAGGUAAAGGCAGAACCUAGAAUCAAGUGGUGGAGACUGCGAGAAAAAGACUUUGGUGCAAAAUUUAGACAGGAGGUAGACCAAAAGAUGAACUGCAACCUGGAUAGACGUAUCAAAUGUAUUGCAGGAAGCAGCAAUGGAAUUGCUUGGUGUGACAACUGGGAAGAUGAAGGGGGACAAAAAAAAAAAUGGUGGUGGAAUGAAGAAGUACGGGAAGCUGUUGUGAGAAAGAAGAAUGGAAGGAGUGGCACAAGAGAAAAGAUAUGA